Messenger RNA from Effrenium voratum, 1946 nucleotides. The record is from the annotation of a GenBank genome assembly. Lineage: Eukaryota; Dinophyceae; Suessiales; Symbiodiniaceae.
CCGGUCCUGGUUGUGAUUUCUGGGCAUGCGCAAGCCAUCCGCCAUGACGCCAUGAGAAAGUUCUUGCUUGUACUCCCGCUUUUGGAGGCGGCCCGCCCUGCAAUCGAUCGUGACUUGGUCCAAGAUGCUUCCAGCCUCCAGCUUGACAGUGACAAGGAGACGGCGCUUGCAGAAAUGUCCUUUGACUUUCAAGACAGUAUGAGCACCUGGGGGACCGCCACAACGACCUACCUUCCUGGUCUCCAAGGGAAUGAGGUUCCCGGCGUGCUGCAUCGCCUGCAUAUUGGUCCACAGUAUAUGCCAGAGCUCUUUGACGAGCGAAUGGACCAGGAUCUGCGGGCGAGUAUCAUUUUGGGGCAGGGCAGUUGGCUUGCAGUGCCCACCACGACUUUCAACUAUGAUGCUGUGCAUGUGCGGUCAGGCCGCGUCUUUUUUGUGGGCCUGGCGGCUAUGGCAGAGUGGCCGACGUCCGUUGUGAAGGCAUCGAUCUCAGCGAUGCGGGAGGCAAAGCCAGUGAGCUUUGUGUUGGCUGCCAGCAACGGCCUGCUGCUGCGGCAAAUGCUGUGGGAGCUGACACAGAAAUUGCUGCCGGACGUAGACGAAGAGAGGCAGAAUGUGAUGCGCUGCAACCUGCAUUCCUCGCGGAAGGGGCGGACCUUCAUGCUGCUGACGCUGGGAGUGGGCUUCCACACUGCGACGGAUGGCCAGCUGAUCGCAGGGGCGCAGGCUGCGGGCGCUUCGCAGCUGGCGCUGGCGAUGCUGGACGCGCUUCGGGACCGGGGCAGCUGCCAAGCCCUCUAUGAGGUGGUGGAGGAUGACGAGCGCUGCUAUGAAUACGACUGCACCUUCAAAAAGACUCCUGCAGCUAUGACGGUGGAGGACACCUUGGCAGCACUUGUGCCGAUGCCGAACUUUAACGCGGCGCCAAAGCCAAACAAUCUGCAGAGGGAGCCGCGGAGGUGCGGGGCCGCCAGCUGCGAGGCGGCCUUGUCGCCGGAGGAGUUGAAGACGUUGCCCUGGGAUCGCCUGGGCCUCACGCGGGUGCAGGUGAAGGACAACGGCCUGGAGCCAACCGCACAUGACCUGGGAGGAGUGAAAGUCUUUGCCAUUCCAGGCCGCACAGAGCACAAACCGAAGGCGGCCAUCCUCCUCUCGAGCGCCGAUGAGGCGGCCGCGCUGGAGGAUUUGGCGAAGCUGAGCCAGGACCUCGCCGGGCUGCUGAUGCAGAACGUGCACCUGCUGACGCCCGCGGGUUUGGUGCUGGCCGGCACGGAGCUGAAGCUCUACCAGAUCACCAACCUCGUGGAGGGAAUGAAGGCGCACCUGAUCAAGAGUCACCAUGCGGAGGUAGCAGAGGGCCUCAUCAACUGCAGCCUCGAGCUGGAGGAGAAAGAGGACGCCGAUAACCACAGAGCGAUGGCUCUAAUUUCCCUCGGCGUGCCCUGGGAUGUUGUGACCGUGGGCAAGGUCGACGUUCUCGACCAGGCCAAGGACAACUGCGCUCUUGCGCUCACUGUGGCAGCGAUGAACGAGGUUCGACGCAGCCGCUCCUGCGCUGUCCUGGAGGAGAUUGCGGAGAUCGCCCGAAAGACUCAGUGCAAGCUGGUGGACACGAUCGGGAAGGAUGCCGAUAUCCCAAACAUCGAGCCCUGGCCCUCUACUGCGAUUCUGCCGCUGCCACCCCUCGGCUGGUUUGACGCGCCGGUCCUGAGUGAUGCAGGACUCAGCCCACCCCGUUCAGCGAGCGCCAAAGUUGAUGGCUUAGAAGGCGAUGCGACUUCUGGCGACGAAGUCUUUGGCCAUCCGCGCGCAGGGCUGGCUCCUGAACCAGGUCUGAGAAGGCUCGGGCCAAUCAAGCCCACGUAGCGCUGACAUCGACACGUUUCACCAUUCAAGCCGUUGCGAGCCCCACGCAACGUAGCUAGAUACAAGGAACACUUACCAAC